Molecule: messenger RNA, 507 nt
Organism: Fraxinus pennsylvanica
Lineage: Eukaryota; Viridiplantae; Streptophyta; Magnoliopsida; Lamiales; Oleaceae
Source: the annotation of a GenBank genome assembly
AUGUCAUCCACUGAUGCAACUCAGAAAAUGAUAGUGCUAAAAAGUUCCGACGGCGAGACGUUCGAGGUAGAGGAGAUGGUGGCGCUCGAGUCGCAGACCAUCAAACACAUGAUCGAGGAUGGUUGCGCCGACACCAGUAUACCUCUCCCCAACGUUACCUCAAAGAUCAUGGCCAAAGUCAUCGAGUAUUGUAAGCGCCAUGUUGAAGCCGCCGCUAAGGCCUCCACCGAUGGCACGCCGGCUACUGCCGACAGGGUAGCUGACGAUGACCUCAAGGCAUUCGAUGCUGACUUUGUGAAAGUCGAUCAAAGCACUCUUUUUGAUAUCAUCUUGGCUGCCAACUACCUAAACAUCAAGAGCCUGCUCGACCUUACAUGUCAAACGGUGGCGGAUAUGAUCAAGGGGAGGACUCCAGAGGAAAUUCGGAAGACGUUCAACAUUAAGAAUGAUUUCACUCCAGAGGAGGAGGAAGAAGUUCGAAGGGAGAAUGCUUGGGCAUUCGAGUGA